Lethenteron reissneri (Far Eastern brook lamprey) is the source of this 5584-nucleotide messenger RNA. RefSeq names its product vasorin (gene VASN). The record is from RefSeq and is a predicted model, not a curated record. Gene Ontology annotation, molecular function: protein binding. Gene Ontology annotation, cellular component: plasma membrane. NCBI's taxonomy places the organism in Eukaryota, Metazoa, Chordata, Hyperoartia, Petromyzontiformes, Petromyzontidae.
GCCACUGCAAUAACAAAAGUUGGAAGAAAAAAAACUCGGCAGCAACGCGGUCCAGGCGGAUUUAUCAAAAAACCUGCACAUCCACUCACUCACUCAUCCCAUCCACUCACCGACCGCGACUUCAACUCCCUAUAGCCAGCGGCAACGAGCCUGACUGUUAACAGCCAGAUCGUCUCUGCAUGCAGAGCGAGACGCACGGAGCUCUAGAGACCUGUAGAUUACAUAAAGUAGGCUGCGAAUCCUGAGCGGAGUGUGUUUUUUUUUACUUAAGAGUUUAUAAACUCUGUCGCGCGUAUUUUGAUGACACGAAUACCACUGGGGGAGCCAAGCGAUGCGAAUUCUUCACAAUGCCGAGCAGUCCCAUGGCUGAGAUGUCUCUCUCCACGUUUUCCGGGCUUCUGCUGCUGCUGCUGAUAUCGCUGACGACCGCAAUCCCAGCGCAGGAGGCAUGUCCUACCAAUUGCAGCUGCAACCUUCAAACGAACAUGAUCUUCUGCGUCACUAAGGAAUUGUCGAAGCUCCCGUCCAACAUUCCCAUGGCCACUCUCCACCUCUACCUGUUCGAGAACAAAAUUUCCCAACUCGCCGACUCGUCUUUCGCUGGACUCCCCCACCUGCGCACGCUAGACCUCUCGUACAACCAGAUCAAAGUCAUGCCGCUGGCCCUCUUCCAUCCUCUGAGGGAUUUGAAAAAUAUCGACCUGUCGGGGAAUCUCAUCGCCAGCGUCACCAACGAGACGUUCCGAGGGCUUGCCACCCUGGAGAGGUUGUAUCUGCAGAACAACAAAAUCGCAAACUUGCAGCCGGGCUGCUUUGACUCUUUGGAGAAUUUGCUUGAAAUAAAGCUGCAGGGUAAUCUCCUGAAGACGUUUUACCCAAUACGGGCGCCGAAUCUGCUGCUUCUGGAGCUGAGCAGGAACCCUCUGGCGAGGCUGGAACCCCACACGUUCAAGUCGGUGAAUGUGGAAAUCCUCAGCCUGUCGGGAGUGGCGCUCGCUGAACUGCGAGACGAUGUUUUUGACAACGUGAGCAACAUGCGGGAUUUGGAUCUGUCCGACAACCAGCUGACGACGGUACCAUCUGUCCUCCAAAGGAUGUCCAGCCUCAAUCAGCUGAAUAUUUCGAAGAAUUUUGAACUGUCUCCGGUGGUCAGGGAAGACUUCAAGCCAUUCCUCCGCCUCCAGGUUUUGGACGUCAGCUACUGUGGAGUGAAUUUCUUUCCGCAGCGAUUCUUCCAGCUCUUUCCCGUGCUCAAGGAGGUCUCUGCAGCCGGAAACCCAUUCCACUGCAACUGUCAGAUGAACUGGCUGGUUCACUGGCUGAGAAGCACCAACGUAGCCUUUUCAAACUUGAAGGAGACGAGAUGCCACUUCCCGCCGACGAACGCCGGUAAGCAGCUGGACAGCGUGCAGUAUGGAGACCUGGGCUGCCCCAAGACCACCGUAGUCACCACGACGUCCACAGCUUCUACAACCACCGCCAGCACCACCACGACAACCACCGCAACCACCACCACCAGCACCACCACCAGCACCACCUCUGCGACAACAACAACCUCACAGCCUACUCAUCCACCACCUCUUCUCACCACCACCCCGCCUGAGCGCGUACUUUUAUCGGACCUUGAGCCUCAAAUUAGUGUUGAGGAGCCUCGCCCUUCCAAAGCGCCCGAGUCGACCUGUGAGAACUUCCACUGUCACCAUGGUGGAGUGUGCAAGAUGGAAAAGGGAAACGGACCAUUUUGCCUUUGCAGCAGGGCUUGGCUUGGACGCCACUGCGAGAACCCAAAAGAAAUUGCAGCCCCAUCUACGGAGAACAAUUCCGAAAAGAAGCCUUCAGAAUUCAACUUGAUUUCCGCCGUCUUCAGCACGGCAGUCGAUAUCCAGCUCAAAGACGUGCAGAUGCAAGGCCCCGACCUGCGGGGAUUCCAGCUGACCUUCUAUGAAAUCUCUAGCACCGACCAUCGUCCCACCACCCUCAACCUGCCACCCAACUACUACAUUUACACGCUGCGUGGCCUGCGUCCAAACUCCACGUACAUGCUGUGCCUCCGGCCCAUGGGCAGGAGCGGCUCCAAGGAGCAAACGGCGCAGAGGUGUGCGCAGACACAGACCCACCCGACUGUCCAGACACAGAACCUGACCCAGCACUCGCACUCCUUGGAAAACCAGCACAUGUCUGUCCUGCUCGCGUCAGUGGUGUCCAGCUUAGUGCUGCUGCUCGUCGUGCUCAUAGCCCUCGUGUGCUACAGAAAGCACAAGUCGAAACAGCACGUGGGCGACCCGAACUACGACGCCGUCAAGUACAACCACCACGGCGCAGGUGGGAACAUGGUGCCUGGAGCGGCAGGCACGGCAGCAGAAGGGUUCCGGCCUUACAUGGAAGAGGACAAAUUCGUCGUGCAGAAAGCACCGCCGACGGUGUACAGCUCGCAAACGAUGCUCGCGCAGCACUCGUUACAAAUCAAAGAUCAGACCUUCAGGCCACUGCUGGGCCACUCGAGUCUUCUAUAGCAUUGAAAUGCGAGGACUAUGAGAGGACGUUUGUUAUUGGACCCUUAUUGCGUGAGCACCACGAGACUGGAUUGGGGGCUGCUACAACAGACUGUUGCGGAAACGCCGGCCUACGUACACAUUGGCGUAUAAAACCUGUACAAAAGAAGUAUGACAAUCAUUGGACAAUGUAAACGUUGACUACGAUAACCCAACAUCUUUUUUUUUUACAAUGUAAAAUGUUUAUUAUCAUUAUAAACACGACAUAAUGGCUUAUAUGAAGUUUAUAUUUUCUUAACAUUUUCGUCAGUAGAAAGUAGAAUGCAUUGUUACAGUAUUCGUGCAGCACUAAUGAAGAUGGUAAUUUUGCUUUGAGGCGAACUGCAUUUCUUUGUGUUCAUACAUUUCGUCUCUUGUUCACUAAAUGUCAGUCGGAUUCAAUUUAACAGCGUAUUGCCUACAGUAGAAACUUGAUUAACAAAAGACAAUAUGGCGUUUUCAUUGCAUCAAAUAUUGGCUGGAUUUGAUUUUAAUUAUCAGAACAAUACUGAUACAGUGCUAUCUUGUCUACUAGAUAACACCAGAAUAAUUGCUAAUUGGAUCCAAGGGCACACGUGACUAAAUUGGCGCUUAUGAUUGGUCACAAUGAAGGGGUUGUGACGGUGACAGCUGUGAUUUCUUAUGGAAGUGUUGUUUAGUUUUAUGUUUGAUAAAAAAUACACAUUUUCACAAGGUGAACGUUCUUAAACUUGUUAAGCUGAAGCAGCAUGAUGAUGAUACAUUUUAUAGAAAGGUGUUUUUGGUUUACUGGAAGGUGAUAAGUGACAUUUAAAAAAAAAUGGACGCAUGCUUUCCCCUGUCGCUGUAUUAUGGCACUUUUUCUUGUCCUCCUGUUGGUUAUGAAUGUUUAUUAACCCUACCGACUACGUCGUCUCAGAAACUUUGAACUUUUCAAUGACAUGUGAGCCUCCGUCUAACAGGGUGAAACUCUGCAGUGCAUUGCCGCAUCGUUGGACCCGUCCGGCGACUCUUUAUACGUUGAAAAUACCUGCGAACGACGCUUCGUUCGUGUUUUUGGUACUCAUUUUCAAAGCAACUUUUACUUAAAAGUGACCGUAACGCUGCAGAUAAUUGUAUCGGUCGUUGAGCCUCAAAUUAGUCCAUUCGAAAGCGCCCGAGUCGAGCCGUGAGAAGUUCCACUGUCACCACGCUGGAGUGUCCCAGAUGGAAAAGGGAAAUGGAUCAUUUUGCCCUUGCAGCAGGGUUUAGCUUGGGCCGCACUGUGAGAUCCCAAAAAACAAAUCGCAGCUCCAUCUAACGGAGAACAAUUACGAAAAAAAAAACCGCCUGCAACCUUGAUUUCCGCAGUUUGUUCAAGUAUGGAAAUCGAUAUGCAGCUCAAAGAAGCAGCAGAUGCACCACCCCGACCUGUUCUGUACUGAAUACGGUGCAGAACGGCUGUUUUUAAAAUCGUACAUAAUAUCAGGGGUGUAACAAUUACUCUGCAGAAUGGCUGUUUUUUUUAAAAUCGUACAUAAUAUCAGGGGUGUAACAAUCCUCCACCCCCCUGCCGCCAUGUUGUUUAGUGAGCCGUUAUAAUUUCGACAACCAUUGCAACACCACGCGAUUUCAUUAACGUGGCUGGUGGAGUCACGUGAACCGCGCUACGAUAGAAGGAAUCAAACACCGCCGACGAUUACACGCGUCCGACGUGCGUGCAUCGUGUCCCCGAGAAUUUGAUGUUCACCAAUCGGCGUGUCCGUUACACGCCUAUUUCAUAAGCAGCGAUCCAUUUAUAGAUAGCCCACGAAAAUAACGGUGAGAAAUUACAGUGGCAACAACAUUUUAUCUCAAGGGCCUCCUUCUUACACGACGUCUCGCACCGACGUUAAUACACCUGUUAGACUCAGACUCGUCUUUUUAUUUCAGCUGGUGAGGUACAUUGAGCUCAGCAGCUCUUUUACAAAUAUGACUCCAACCCAAGACUGCCUGGCAGUGGUGGCAGUUACAGGACAUCAUUGCAGGGAGGUGAUUGUGAAAACUAACAAGAACAAUAGCACAACAACAAAACUCAUGCCAGAACUUGCUGCAAACAGCAGAAGCAAUGAUAGUGCUUAAGAUAGAAAUAAAAUAAAACGGUGCCAAAAAUCCUGUCACUGACGCAUUGUAAAUACACCGCCUGUACAGCCUCAGACAUACCAGAGCUUAGUUAUACAAAGCAUUCACAAUUGGGGCAGAGAUAUUCGUGCAGUAUAUUUCGUCUUAAAACGCGUGCAUAAAAGGAGGCAGAUUUUGGUUAUCGGGACAUUCCAAAAUGUUGGUAUUGCACAAGAGAAGGCCCUGGAAUCAAAUAUUUUAACUCUCAUUCAAUAUGUGGAGCCAUCACUUUGACAAUACUCAAACACUGGGCAGUAUUAAAGUAUUAAAUAUCCCUUAUUUAAGCCAGGAAGUUAAAUAUAGACCCGUCGAGACACAUUAAACAUCGCCUCUUUUGAAUAAUUCAAACAUUUUCAAUUGAAAAAAAUCGACACAAAAUUUAAAUAAAAUUCACAAUUCAAAAAAAUGUGAAUUGCACUUAAAAAUGUUUUUUUUUUAACAUACAAUAUUAAAGAGGGUCAUAAUAAAUCAGCGAAGUAUCUAUAAAUGGAUCAUGGUGCACGACUUAAACACGUGCUGUACACACACGCUAGGUGUAGCCCAAUGCGCUAGACAUGGCCCAUUGGGUCAGUCACGAUCUCGUUAGAUCGAGGAGAGCAGCGUUGUUUGUUUGGAUCGCGGUUAAUGACGGUGAUCACUUGUUAUUGUUCUGGGCCGCGAAUAUACAAACAUUGCGUUCAUUCCGUUACUUCGCCGGCCUUUUAAUUCCUCCUUGUUUAUAACACUGUACCAAAGAUAUGGUUUUGACUUUCACUGCCUUGGUAUGCAGCGCAUACAUCGAGUUUGUACAUAGAAAUAUCUUAAGGUAACGUUGUUGUGUUACUGUCGGUGAAUUGUCGUGUAACAUUUGUACAUAAUAAAGAAAACAUUUCGGAGUACUAAGGAAAUCAUAUUCUCGUGGUUUUAUACGGAACACCUUGUGUGCUGUUACGCUG